Molecule: messenger RNA, 1145 nt
Organism: Sycon ciliatum
Lineage: Eukaryota; Metazoa; Porifera; Calcarea; Leucosolenida; Sycettidae
Product: elongin-C-like
Exons: 3
Coding region: 126-476 (116 amino acids)
Biological process (GO): ubiquitin-dependent protein catabolic process
Cellular component (GO): elongin complex
Molecular function (GO): protein-macromolecule adaptor activity
Source: RefSeq, a predicted model, not a curated record
CAGUGCUGGUAUUUUUCCUCAGUCAGUUCGAAUUAUUUUUCUUGCUGUGCUACUUUUACUUUGGAGGUGUUUCUUUCUGGAGUGGACGCCACUCUUCUCAGGGUCUAGUUCUUCUCUUUGGUACAAUGGCAGAUGCACUUGGUGGCGAUGGGGCCCCAAUUGGUGGUGUAACCGGCCCAGAGUCGAUGUACGUGAAAUUAAUCUCUUCUGAUAACUUUGAAUUUUACAUCAAGAGAGAACAUGCCUUCAUUUCAGGCACAAUCAAGGCAAUGAUGAGCGGUCCAGGUCAAUUCGAGGAGAAUGAGACCAAUGAAGUACUUUUCAGAGAAAUCCCGUCGCAUGUGCUUGCCAAAGUGUGCAGCUACUUCACGUACAAGGCAAAGUACACGAACAGCAUUGCAGAGAUCCCGGAGUUUCCCAUUGCGCCCGAGGUGUCACUGGAGCUGCUGAUGGCUGCAAACUUUCUCGACUGCUAAGCCUUCUUGUACAGUGUGUAUGCACCAGUGUACAUGUAUAGCCAAAUCACUCGCAACCCUCCUCGUUGGAAACCUGUUCCGAGUCUGUUUUAUUUUUGCUGCUGGUCUUAUAAUGCUUGUGUUUCCCCUCAAGGCUCUAACUGCAUAGGUUUCAUCAGUUGUGUGUGCUGUCAGUCGUGGAGACUGGCUUGAUUUGAUUUUGUACAAGUCACUCGCAACCCUCCUCGUUUGAAAACUGUUCCGAGUCUAAACUUCCGAUUCAGUUUUAUUUUUGCUGCUGGUCUUGUAGUGCUUCUGUUGCCCCUCUAUCUGCAUAGGUUUCAUCAAUUGUGCGUGCUGUCAGUCGUAAUGCUUGUGUUUCCCCUCUAACUGCGCAGGUUUCAUCAGUUGUGUGUGCUGUCAGUCGUGGAGACUGGCUUGAUUUGAUUUUGUACAAGUCACUCGCAACCCUCCUCGUUUGAAAACUGUUCUGAGUCUAAACUUCCGAUUCAGUUUUAUUUUUGCUGGUCUUGUAAUGCUUGUGUUUCCCUCUAACUGCAUAGGUUUCAUCAGCAUAACUGCAUAGGUUUCAUCAGUUGUGUGUGCUGUCAGUCGUGGAGACUGGCUUGAUUUGAUUUUGCACAUGUAUUCCUGAUCAUUCUGUGUGGCUUGGUAGCCGCCACCUCUUCA